This is a messenger RNA of Striga asiatica, 387 nucleotides long. Lineage: Eukaryota; Viridiplantae; Streptophyta; Magnoliopsida; Lamiales; Orobanchaceae. The record is from the annotation of a GenBank genome assembly.
AUGGCUGGCUCGCACGCUUUGAAAGCUUACUUGGCAACAUUACAUGCUUCGGUGUUUGAUCCAAUUCUUGGCAAACGCAAGGUUAUCCAGAUGAUGCGGCACCGAACAGGACUCUUGAAGGCGAAUUUGACAUGCCUAGGAACUUUACCAUCUUCAAAGGACCUCUCUGGCCCACAAAGUUCGGACGAAAAUAUUGAAUAUCCCAUUUUAGUGUUUGAAAUUAAGGAGGAGAUUCGUAAUGUGCCAAUCGUGAACCAGCAGUAUCCUAAUGAGUCGUUUAUGCCUGUUCGAGGGCUCGACGAGCUUCCCAAGCCUCCAGUGGCUAACAGACACACUCCAUCCAGUCAAGCAAGAAAGAUCAGAAAGUCCUUUAUAGAUGCAAGGUGA